AUGUACACAUAUAUCUUCACGGCCGUGGUCGUGUCCAUGCUCUGGGCUUCGCAGGCGGUAGCCCACUUGACACUGGCCACGCCCGUCCCCUUUGGCACGCCCGACAACUCGCCCCUGAGCACAUCUGGCUCCAACUUUCCCUGCCAGAUCGUCGGGACCGCUGCCACUUUCUACGACCGCUCCUCAGCAACCAACAACACCAUGGCCGUGGGCGAGACGCAGACGCUCAGCUUCAAAGGCAGCGCGGUGCACGGUGGCGGCUCAUGCCAGCUGGCCGUCACGUCUGAGCAGCAGCCGACCUCAUCGACCACGUGGCAGGUGAUCCUCAGCAUCGAGGGCGGCUGUCCCACCACCGACGGCAACGGGCCCAGCACGUACGACUACUCGAUCCCGGACUCGAUCUCGCCCGGCGACUACGUCUUCGCCUGGACCUGGGUCAGCAAGGAGUCCGGCGCCCCCGAGUACUACAUGAACUGCGCGCCCAUCACGGUGACAGCGGCUUCGCCCGGCAAGCGGUCAGAGGUCAAGACUACGGUGGCCGCCCGAGACUCGUCGGCGCUGCCGAACCUGUUUGUGGCCAACCUCGACUCCAUCAACAGCUGCAAGACUACGACCGGCACCGACCCGCUCUUCCCCGACCCGGGCCCGAACGUGUCCAAGCCGAGCAAGAUGACGACCAACUACCAGUCGCCCGCGGGCACCAACUGUUUCCCGCUCGGCGCCACAGACAGCAGCAGCAGCUCGACCUCGGCCGCUUCUCCCUCUACCUCCGGCAGCUCAGCCACGGCAUCUGCUGUGACAGUUGCAGCUGACUCAUCGUCUUCCUCGACAUCGACCACCCUCUCGACCGCCGUGGUUGCUACCUCUUCUGCCAACGCUGCUGCUGCUACGACUGCCGCGACCGAGACGGCAACGACGACACCGGCUACUGCCGCUGCCGCAACCACCUCCUCCGUCUCUGCCUCAACACAGGCGUCUGGCAGCACCAACGGCACGCCGGCUGCCGGCAGCAGCCUCAGCGGCUCUUGCAUGUCCGAGGGCACCUUCAACUGUGUCGGGGGCAGCAAGUACCAGCAGUGUGCCAGCGGCUCGUGGACAGCAUUCCAGGCAAUGCCGGCCGGCACCAAGUGCCAGGACGGACAGAGCACGACGCUGUGGUCCCGCGACCGUAACAUGCGGCGCAUGCGGCGCGUGCGUCGCAACCUGUAA
This is a messenger RNA of Grosmannia clavigera kw1407, 1209 nucleotides long. RefSeq lists its product as uncharacterized. The coding region runs from base 1 to 1209 and encodes 402 amino acids. The record is from RefSeq and is a predicted model, not a curated record. The transcript has a single exon. NCBI's taxonomy places the organism in Eukaryota, Fungi, Ascomycota, Sordariomycetes, Ophiostomatales, Ophiostomataceae.